Molecule: messenger RNA, 1007 nt
Organism: Platichthys flesus (European flounder)
Lineage: Eukaryota; Metazoa; Chordata; Actinopteri; Pleuronectiformes; Pleuronectidae
Product: protein FAM180A
Exons: 3
Coding region: 153-671 (172 amino acids)
Source: RefSeq, a predicted model, not a curated record
AUGAAGGAUGGUGUGAGAUGUGGAAACGCAGCAGCGAUGCUCACUUCUCACGUCUGUGACUGUUUCCCUUGAGGGAGUCGGAGGCUGACGGGGGGGAGGGGGGGGGGGGGAGCGUGCGCUGACCUGUGACCCCCGGCGUGAGGAUCGUCAACAUGACGCGUUGGUGGGCGCCGCUCGCCGUUGUUUACCUGUCCGUCUACCUGGCAGCCGCUCAGCACCACAGGAGAGCUCUGUUUCCGGCCGCGUACAGAAUAAAGCGCGAGGCGUACUCGCUGAUCAACCCCACGUUCCAGAAGUCGGUGGAGGACGUCAACCUGCUCUUUGAGAUCCUGCUCGCUGGAAUGCAGAUAGAAGGAGAAGACCACGCCAUGCUGAUCCCAGAUGAGGAGCUGGCGUCCCUGAGGAGCGUGGAGAAGCUGGACGUCAUCUGCGAGGACGUCCUGCCCAAGAGGCUCUCCGACAUCCGGCGUCUGACGGCCGAGCUCGCCGGGCGCCGCCGGCGUCUGAGCGGUCAGGAGUUCGAGAGGACGGUGCUGACCCUGGUGUUCGCCGCCCAGACGCUGGCUGGAUCCAGCAGCCCGCAGCAGAGGGAGGCCUGGACCGAGGAGCUGCUCCAGCUGUUCAGAGCCGUUCAGAGAGACCUCACCCCCACCGGAGGAGCAGCCUCCUGAAGACGGACAAGUCAUUAUCAGUCUGAUGCGUGUAAUUAUCUGAAGCUUAUUUUAACCCGAGGCAGUUUCAUGUAUAAUCUGCAAACUAACUGUAAACAUUAUGUACGGUAACACAACUAUUCUUAAUUCUACUAACUGAAAACAACAUGUUUUGCAAAAGUCAGUGAGAGAUCUGUAUGAAUUUAAUAAUUCAUUUUCAUGAUUCAGAAAUAAUUAGCUUUGCUGUUUCUAACAACAGGAAAUGAUGCCAUGUAUGAACUUUAUCACAGGAAUGCAACUGUACAUUAAACUGCAAAACUUCCAGAGCUUUAAUCAGAUUUAUGGCUUUUUCUACAA